Molecule: messenger RNA, 210 nt
Organism: Cooperia oncophora
Lineage: Eukaryota; Metazoa; Nematoda; Chromadorea; Rhabditida; Trichostrongylidae
Source: the annotation of a GenBank genome assembly
AUGCCACAGCAAUGUCGUGACUCAACGGAUUGUCAUGAAAAUGGCCAUUGUGUGGUAGUCGACGAUAACGGCUACGUUUGCGAGUGUUUGCCUGGAUACCGCGGUGAUGGAAUUCGACAGUGUGUCGUAGCUGUACUAUUCGCGGGUAUAGAUUACUUGCGCCGGUGGUUGAAGCAGACGGGAGUUGUCACGCCGUUGCGCAGGUGGUGA